Messenger RNA from Prorocentrum cordatum, 760 nucleotides. Lineage: Eukaryota; Dinophyceae; Prorocentrales; Prorocentraceae. The record is from the annotation of a GenBank genome assembly.
CUGGAGAGUUUCUGGUCGUGGUCCGCGAUGGCGACACCCGACAGGCUCCCGACGCUGAAGGACGCGAACAUGCAGGACGCCCAGUCGGGCGGCCGGCACAGGAGGGAGGAGGCGCAGCAAAGACAAGCCGAAAGAGGUGAAGGUAGCCGACGAAGAGGUGACGGCCAUGCUGUCGGCCAUGGUAAAGAAGUUCAUCAUCAACACGAAGCAGCUCCGAGAGAUCAGGGGCCAGAUCUACGAUACGUACCUCUGGGGCAUCAGAAUCAAGGCUGUGCAGGCCAUGCAGAGCGCGGGCGCCGCAGACGCGGCCGCGAUGAAGGACAAAGGCAACGGCCACAGUUUCGGGCCGCCAGCAGUCGCAGUGUUCAUGUACCUGGUGAAGACGAUGCUAGAGAUGGAGAUCGGAGCUGUGAGCCGCAAGGGAUUGGAGGACCUGGUGGGCCAGCUCAAGGACAAGAAACCUUGGGACAUCGUGCGCUUGUGUCAUGCGUGCCGCCUCGAGCGGUGCUUUGACGAAAAUCAGAUCAAGAUCGCGCUGGCCAUCCCGUCGCCCGACACGCGGAAGUUGUCCCGCAACGCGAUGGAGCAGAUGGGCGCCACCACGACGAUCAGCCAAGCGCCCGCGGGGUACUUGGAGGAGGAGGAGGCGCUGGGCGCGUACGCGGACAUGCUGUCUUGAGGCGGCCAGCCAAUGCUCUUCUAGCGAGUACGAGGAGGAAGGGGGUGCUCGUCGGGUCGUCGGAUGUCGUCGGGUCGGCGG